UUCACAUAUUCUGUCUUUAGAAUUGUAUAUUCGACUAUAUGAUUUUUCUUGAUUCGAUUUGAGGGGGAGCGCAGAAUUAAUCUUAAUUGCGUAUUGAAUUUAUCGCUCUGGCUGUUCGAGCCGGUUUAGUCUUUAUUGGACGAUAUUAAUUUUAGCUCCUGAAAGUGUGAAAUUGCUGAUAAAACUCGAAAGUAUUUGAUUGUGUAAAAGACAAGCAGCGGCACGAGGUGCGAGGACUAUUAGAUUUAUUUUAUAGAUUGAGACCGCGAACAACAAACCACUAAAGACUAAUUCCAAAUCUACAACAAUAUACCAACCAAAUUACGAGCAGAACAAUAAAAACGACGCAGCACAGGCAGAAAAAAAAAGGCCAGCAAAACUCAAACACAUAAAGUCACUUUCAAUUCUGGUGUGAUUCGAAUCGCUUAAACAUCGCGCCAGCGAGCUGUUAAGUUUGUUAUUUUUAUCGCCUUGCCAAAUCACGAUUAGCAACUAGUUAUUUCGGGAUCUCUCUGAAGAUAAUCACUUCGCCUUACAACUCGACUGCCUUCUCCUCUUCGGUUCGGUUAUUAAAUUGAUCGCCCCAUCUCCCCUUAAACUAACUUCAUUACUUCAUACCUGACCCAAAUUUAAUUCCACCUUUGCUCACUUUAAGGUGUGAAAAAGAAAUUAUCCAUUCAACCGUAAUUCAAUACUUCCAGAAACAUAAAUCCCAAUCAAUGGAUUAUUUUCGCAAUUCUUUCUCAGCGAAAAGUUUCAGCUGACAAAAUAGCAGCAUCACACGUUUCGUGCUUCGAACGAUUAAUUGAUUGAUUCUCGGCCCUUUUCCAUUACAUAAUAAUUAUCGCCAUGAUUGCCUUAUCCGGUCAAGUGCUUCCACGGAUGUCGUUGAUGAUUGUCGUCACGCUGCUGACUUAUGGCACUGCUCAGGGCCUGGAAGAUAAAGAGAUGUUCAACUUCGCUCCCCCUCUUCUGAUAAGCGAGCCCAGCCAAAUGGUGCUUCUGAAUAAGGGGGACAACUAUACACUCAAAUGCCACGCCAGGGGAGAACCGGCACCCAGAUUCACAUGGUACAAAGAAAAAGAACCAGUUGAUUUGGAUUUUUACAAAGAUAAAAUCACGAUCAAACACUCGGGAAGCAGCGACUCCAGACUGACUUUCAAUGGGUUUGACACAACAAUGGAAGGAAUCUACUAUUGCAAAGCCAACAGUCCACUCGGAGAAGCAUGGAGCAUCGGAACUAAAGUAUCAAUUCCUUUUUUGGAUGACCGAUUUGGUCCCAUGAAAGAACUUGUUCACGUGGCCGAUUUGACCCAACCUGAAUUGGUCUGUAUGCCCCCUCGUGGGUUCCCUAGACCCUCCAUUUCGUGGGAGAAGGAUGGUAAGCCACUGAUAAUUGACAACUCAAACAUGUGGACGGACGAAACAGGGGAGCAACUGACCAUCCGAAAGGCAAAUGUAUCCACACAUCAGGGCAUAUACAAAUGUGUAGCCACAAAUUCAGUCGGAAAAUACGUCAGUCCAGGAAUCAAACUUGUCAUUGAAAAUUAUGAUGGCAGUAUUUCUGCUGCUGAGAAAGAAAGAAAAGAGCCGCCAAUGUUCAUCAAACUGCCGCCGAAGCAGCUGACGUACAACGAGGGUACUAACUUCUCAAUCCCAUGUGAAGUUGUGGGUGCUAAAGAUGUCAGGUGGCACACAGACGUACCGAUGGCAAUUGAAGACGGAAAACGACAGAUGGUUUUCGAGAACCAAGAGGAUGAUUCUCUGGUCAUUCUGCGGGCAAAGGUCACGUAUUCUGGAAUCUACACGUGCAAAGCGGAGAAUGACGUGGGACAGGCAGAGGCCUCUUCCAAGAUCAUAAUUCAACCCGCUGUCGACACCAACAUCUUGGUGGCACCUGAGUCGCAAACAUGGUACUCUGGCUUCACUGGAACUUUGGACUGCAGAACCAAGGACCAAAUAAUCACCUGGACGACCCCUCUCACUAAACAAACCAAAGAAGAGCUGGUCGCUGGUCAGUUUUCAGCCUAUGGGAAGUAUUACGUCACCAGUGAGGGUACCCUAUUUGUCUAUGACGUAAACUCGAACGACCAGGGCACAUACACUUGUAAAAAUGGCAUCUCAGCUGUGGACAAGAGCUCAGUCAGAAGUGCCAAAAUCACAGUAGAAAAGCAAAUGGGCAACCCAGCACCCCUGAUCCAGUUGGGCUCUUCUGACCAAAGAAUCGUGUCUGGAGGUCAAGUUGUGCUGCUAUGUGAAGGAAGUUCAAAAUUGGACAAAGUAACUAUUUCCUGGAGUAAGGACGGACAACCGUUCAGAGCCACUGAAUCAUCCAGAUAUACUCUGGAACCUUCUGGAACCCUUUUGAUCAAAAACGCCAUCAAGACCGACGCGGGAGAAUACACGUGUACUGCCAAGAGUCCCGCCGGAACGACCAAUCAGAGCUCCAGCCUGGAGAUCAACGGGGAAAGCGGGAUCGGGGAGAGCUACCCGGUGGAGAUGUUGCCGGGUCCUCCCGAAGGCAAACCCUACGUUUCCUACGUCAACACCAGUUGCGUUGAGCUGAACUGGAAGCCACCUACGUUGAACCAACAUUUGAUCAGAUACUACAGAAUUGAAUACUAUAUAUAUGGUCUGCAAAGUUGGACCACGGUUCAAAGCCACAUCAAACAGACGAAGACGUGGAUUUGUGAUUUACGGCCGGGUAGAACCUACCUGUUCGUGGCCAGGGCCAUGAAUGACUAUGGCUAUGGGCACUCAAGUGACAUUUCAGAACCAGCCACUCUGAUGGAUCUAUUUCCCGAGUUUGACGAGAGCGAGAUUCCGAUGUUGUCGGAGCGUGUGCAAGACAGGCUGGACAAAAGUGACAUCAGACUCCUCGAUAUCGUCCCUGUCAGCCCUACUUCUCUGAGGGUCUCCUGGAUCGUGAUGCGAUAUCCGAGCUUGAUCAAAGGGUUCCGGCUGCAGUUCACGAGUAACACUCACUACCCCGGAAGUCCCUCUUCCGACUUCGAUCUGAUCACAAACCCGAACAAGAGAACCCACGUGCUGACGAAUCUGCUGCCAUAUACCAUGUACAACAUCUCAGUGCAGCCUUUCAACGGAGAAACAGUGGGGAAAAAGUCAGAGUGGAAGCCUGCUUUCCUGCCUCAGAUUCCCCCGAGUGCUCCGCCGAGUUCAGUCGAGAAAACUACAGAUCACAAACAUGGUACUGUCAAUAUUUCGUGGGGUCUGCCCCCUCGAACAAGCUGGAACGGACCUCUCAUGGGCUACAAUCUGAGAGUGUCCACCUACAACACAGACAAGCCCAAGAUCAUCAUCGACCAGAAUGUUAGCACACAUGCUUACACUGUGGCUGUGAACAAGACUGCGUUCGACAAAAAAGACGUGAAGAUUGAGUUGGCGGCGUUUAACAAAGCAGGCAUGGGAGUGUACUCGCAACCCAUCUAUGUUUUGCAAGGUGAAAACGUCCCGCGAGAUGGUCCCGCAGGAGCUCCGGCAGUAUUCGAUUUCAAAAUUCUCAUCUACGCUGGUCUUGGUGUCUUAACAUUAGUGCUGGUCGGAGCAGUGGUGUAUCUGUUUUUGCGCAACUCAUGUUCUAUCCGCACUGCGGGCCAUGGAACUAGACUGCGACCAGUUAAUUGUAGAGACGAGAAGACUUACACCGGAAGUAUGGGAAGCAACGGUUGCGCCAACACGGAACUAGACGUCGACAGUUUGAGUCCGCAGGCUAAACUGAUGCCUCACAACUACUUCAACAUGCAGUACCCUGUCAACCAAACAUUAUACAAGUACCAUCACAACAGUACAUCCCCAUGCAGUGUCGUCACAUCCAUGAGUACACCAGUUCACAUAGAACCAGCCUCUGGAGGACACCCACAUAGUGUCUUCUACAACAGCCAACUGGCCCACCACCAGAUGAUGAACCCUGGAGGAGGAGUUCACCACGGAGGACGGGGAGGCAUCGUUACUUCGGCUGCGCCAGAUUUGAUACAGGUGCAGGCACAUCAUGGACAGCUGAACCCGGGCGACCCGCAGUAUGCCGAGAUACCAGAGGCUAACGAAGCCACUGAAGCUAAUGAAGCUACUGAAGCGAAUAGUGGUUUCUACGAACUAGCAGCACCAAGCAGUAUGAGUUCCGACAACUGCAUCGAGUGUCAGCGCGAGCGAGCAGCAUUGGCGGCCGCAGCACUGGGCCAGCAUCCGGUACCUGUAAUGACAGCUCAAUUUCAGCAGCAUCACAAUCGACAGGGUGGCGAUGCUUGUCUGGUCAACCAUCCAGGUAUGGGUGGGGGAACAUCCAGUGGUGUUUUAACCCCAGCCACCUCGACUAUUAUGAGCAUGAGUUCGAAUCCCCCUGACAACCACUCCUCGUGUCCUACUCCUUCUGGAGGGUUCAUGCAGAACUACUACGGCGGGAUUCCCCCAUCAAGCGUCGGAGGACCUGGUGGAGCUCCCAACAUGCACGCUUUAAGAGGAGCAAUGGUGAACACACACCAAAGUGGCAGCUCCAGUCCGAUGAAUGUCGGUGGACAUAAUAAACAACAUGGCGGCUCUUCGAGUGCACAUUACGUAGACCACGUGAAUAAUAAUCAUAGCCAUCAGCAGCAGCAAACGAUGUCAGGAGUUUGUCCCCCGGUGGCAGCAAAUGCCCAAUAUCACCAGCUGGCUAAUAACGACUACACUAAAUUGGACGACUCCAUAUCAGAAUCCGAACCUGAGAGCAGCACCCCUCCCCCUCAACAAUCAGCUUCAACUGGAGGGGGCAAUCAUUACAACUGCAGUUACUCCACUGGAAACGAAAACAACGUGAAAGGGUCAGCUAACCGACACUCAUUUAUCAACUCGCAGCACCACCACCAAUACCCCAACAAUCCCGGCUCGAAUCUCCCAACGUCCGCUUCUUUUCUGUCCGGUGGCACUCUUCCCGGAAAUAACAAUAACAAUGUGGGCCACAACCAUAAGCAUAACAACAACACGUACAGUGCCGAUUUUUCUAUGAUAAACGCGACAGGUAACAACACCUACAGUAACCAAGACGUCCCUUAUGAUCUGAUGUCGAAUUCAGUGACAGCGUCCGGAGGCGGUGCCACCAUCGGAGGACAUCCGAGUGCUUCCAGAAUCCAGCAGGAUCCAGCGAGCACUGGCAACUCCGGAUCGCCGGCUAAUUCGAGUUCCCAGACCCACUCCCGACCUAGAAUGGGAAUCUCGUCUACCGUCCCAUCAGCUUUAGGAAGGAGCGUGGCGUCGCUUCCUCCAUACGCAGGCGCUGACGCAUGCUAAUCUGUGGCAGUCUCUUCUAGCCCCGAACCCUUUAAUCUAAUUCCCUUUUGAAAAGGGAAGAGUAAUUUCAAAUAUACAAAACUCUUAGUUUCUACAGAUUAUGACCAAUGUGAAUUUCAAAUUAUUCUUCGUGCAGAUGAACUCCACCUAUGAAUUGCUGCGUGGCUGUAUCUUCCAGAGAUUGGUAAAUAAGACAAAGAAGACUCUGACAAAACUUCUGACCUUAAAAUCUUACACACAAUUAUGAAGCAAUAGAACAAUAUUUUGUACAAACUUAAUAAAUUGCUUUGUCGAAAAAUUUUAUGUUAGUUUUUAAAAUACUUAAUUCAUUUCUAUCCCUUUG
Messenger RNA from Symsagittifera roscoffensis, 5626 nucleotides. RefSeq names its product roundabout homolog 2-like. Lineage: Eukaryota; Metazoa; Xenacoelomorpha; Acoela; Convolutidae. The coding region runs from base 850 to 5283 and encodes 1477 amino acids. Gene Ontology annotation, molecular function: protein binding. The record is from RefSeq and is a predicted model, not a curated record. Gene Ontology annotation, biological process: cell-cell adhesion. The transcript is spliced from 21 exons.